Lineus longissimus is the source of this 11019-nucleotide messenger RNA. RefSeq names its product inactive dipeptidyl peptidase 10-like. The transcript has 22 exons. The coding region runs from base 3712 to 6285 and encodes 857 amino acids. Gene Ontology annotation, molecular function: serine-type endopeptidase activity; dipeptidyl-peptidase activity. NCBI's taxonomy places the organism in Eukaryota, Metazoa, Nemertea, Pilidiophora, Heteronemertea, Lineidae. Gene Ontology annotation, biological process: proteolysis. Gene Ontology annotation, cellular component: plasma membrane. The record is from RefSeq and is a predicted model, not a curated record.
AACUAUCUUACUGUGUCUGAACAGAAAGCAGCCACAUUGGGAGUUCAGCUAAUCAGUCGAAUUCUGAGGAACUGCAUUAGAUGCAAGGACAAUAAGACUUGGGAUUGGCAAAAUUAGCAUCUGUGGAUUCCGAAUACGGGUUGCUGUUGCAGAUGUCUAACUACUGGCUUUAAAGGAACGGUAUUUGAUAGGUGCUGGAAGGUGACUCGAUAACUGGUGGAAUUAGCGCCUGUUGAUUCCUGAGCAAGCACGUUUGGCUGUUGUUGCAAAUUAACUCGGAAUUAGCUCGCACUUGCUCAGUGUUAAUUAUAUUGUGGUAACGCGAAAUCAAUGAGCUCUGAUGUGAAUAAUUGAUAGAGCUUAGCAAAGAUACUAGAACAGGAGGAUUGAACAUGGUAGUGGCCUCAAAUAGCUAGACGGUGAAGAGGCUCACUGAUGCAUGUGUGGCUUAACAGUCGCCCACACCUUGUUGACUUGCUGACUGCAACAAUCACGGGUUGAAGAGUUUGAUAAUCAAAACUUAACAUUUGGAACUCGGACAUUCCGUGGGAAAUUGCUGCACCUGCUGUUACUGCUGACUGUGGAAGCCUUGGAACGAUUUCACGAGUUGUUGGCAUGACUAGGACUACAUUACAGUUGAUUCAGUGGAACCUCGCAGCACUUGGUGAUGACUUGAUGACUGUAUAACACUGGGUGGACUGGAAUAAAAUGUAAAACUCUACAUAAUUGGACAAUUACUUGCAAAUGGUUCAGUUGUUCGCAUGUAACCUGGGACACUAUCUCACAGGAUUCUGCUAAGGUUGCGUUUGUUUUAGCCUUGCGGUCGACUAAGAAGAGUUCUCAACUUUCUGUUGGGUUGGCAUUUACGCAAUUCGACCGACAUGUAUGUAAAGCUAAUAUAUCCUUGUUGACAUCACACGGAAUACCUUCUUGGUAUAGGAUUGCUUGUUUGCUUCAGUGUUUAACACAAAUAUUGUGACUUGCAAGGCUCUGGGCGCAUGUAUAAUUGGGAUAACUGUAGGAUCAAGUCUAUCCCUCAGGAACUGUGCUUCGUUCUGUAUUACCAAGAAACUAAUCACAUUGCUGUGACGAUUUACAUCUCCGUCGGUGAUGGAAGACUUGAGGAUACCACACCAGAUCUGAAAUCGUAUAAAGGUCUGGAACGAUUUCUGAUUUUAUCUCAAACGCACGGGUAUGGAAUGUUAGCAAUAACUCUUUGGAAAUUUUCUCCUGGAGUGCAUUGUGACUGGUCGAAUUAUACACCACGUGGAAUGAUAUGCUACUAGACCACGUACAGCUGGAAACUUGGUCGAAAUUCAUUGCCGUCGAUUCUGUACUAUUGCUGGUUUUGUAUAGGAAAGAACCACUUAGAGACGGAAAAAAGAUACAAGACACAAUCGCUUGGUAGUGAAAUUUGACUUAUCUAUUGCCGGCAACAAGAGGUAAGAUUACCAAACCUGCUUAGCCUGCUAGUCUGGCUUAAAACAGAGAUUUCUUUCCCUACAUUUGUGGCACGACAUUUGAGUAACAUCUUGUUAAUGCUUCGAGCACUUAGAAGUGAGAUAAACACUUGCUUUUAUGGAGAUUUAGGUACUUUGUCUGGAAGAAGAAGAAGAGGAGUAUGAUCUUAUCAGCUGGUGGACUUCUGAACUUUUGAUCUCGGUUUGGGUUAAGGUUAUCUCUGUUGGAACAAAGAUCUUGUUGUACCCACAACGAACUCUCAUACCUGGUGAAGUGAUAACAGCCAGUUUAGAGUAAGAUUUCAACCACGUACUAACUUGGAUACAGUCUGAAUCAUUUGAGGAAUAUAACCGCAAUUGCACAGUCAAGGAGUUUACACUUGGAUCGAACAGCGUAACAUUCUCAUCAGUUGGAUGAAAAAUACACUAACCGACCCUGGUUUCUCCAAGGAUACAUUCAUUUACGUGGAGAAGUAUCCACUGAUUAUACAGUCGUUAGUGUAAUGCUCUCUGAGAAUGUGGGAUUUGGGAUUAAUGGUAUAACAUCCUGGAAGGGAAACACGUGGAAUUCUGGGAUUGUGUGGUAUGUGCUGAACUUCAUUAAUAAAGAAGAGCUUUUGUCUUGAGGACACUUUUGUUUACUGAACAAGUACAUAUUAGUAGUGAUCACUUAUUCCCUAAAUAACACUGGAAAUAUUAAAGAAAGUGAAGUGAGUGAUUGACAAUGCAGCUUGAAGCACAAAGGAUUUGAAACUUCAAGUCAUACUGAAAUAAAAUUAAUGAAAAGUAAAAGCGAUCAGAAUAUAAAUUGACAAGCAAGCUGGUAAAUAUCAUUACUUUGAUCAUUCAGCGUACAACGAUAUUUCCAUCUGUUCACACCAUUUGAUUGUAUCCAGCAGUGUCUUUAUAUCCAUAGUUUAAAUACCAGAGGACUUAACUGAUUUUACUCUACAAAUUGAAGAAGAAACUAAGAUUCUUUGUUGGCCAGUUGGGAAGAGAAAAAUUUGUUUUUGCGCAUUCCUUCAAAACUAAUCACUACUUCGACUGGGAAUACUUUGAAUACAAAUGUACUUGGAAUUUUUUUUUAAUUUUUGUGUAGUGUUGAAACAGUUUGGUGUACGUACCUUGUAUCACUGUUGAAACAUUCACCAGUUCGGACAUAAGGUUUCAUUCAGCACUUGAAAGCGUAACUUUGUGGCUGCACCUUGUGGCUGUAUUCAGGAAUUGGUAUAUAGUUUCACGAACUAUAUGUCAUGGAUUUGUGGGUACUGGUCUUGCUGUGGAGAUGAACAGAAUCAUAUACGCUAACUAUUCUGCGCUGUUGGAAGGAGUUACGUUGGAAAUAUUGUCAGAAUUCACGAACAUUUCCUCUUCAAGGAACUGAGUCAAAACGUUAACAAUUUGACUAUUGACUUAUUUCACCAAGUUUCCGAAGGUCGGCGUCUUCAUUUGGUUCUAAGAAGGAAUCAUAUUUACAAGGCUUAACAAUAUCCUAUCGGGGAUUUUAACAUCAUUCAAAGAAUUAAAUUACAAGAAUCCAUGAUAUUUGGCAUUCUGUUACCUGCCAAAUGGCAAAUUGGCGGUAAUAUCAUCUUUUGUUUGUCUUGGUUAAUGCCACCAGGGAACAAAUUGAGUUAAGAUAUUCUGACUUGGCGAACCCACAGGGAAUAAAAGUUAAUCUUCUUGGAAGGCUCAUCAAGAGUAAACCUGGUACCGUUGGAUCUCGCAGUUACCUAAAGAAAUCUUUACACAACACAGACAGUAGAUGGAUUGAACAUUCAAGGAAUUUGAUUCGUACCUGUUGGUAAGAUAUUAGACUCGAAAAAAGAAAUUUUGGAAUCUGAAAAAAAUAUAAUUGGUCCCCGAGGGUGGACGCACAGUAUUGAUAUAAAUGCAUAAUAUUCGAUAUCAAAAGGAGCAAAUUAUACACAUUAAUCGACUUCUUAACAAAUAAACCUUUAUGUAGUUGUAGGGCAUUUACACUAAAACUCAACUUAUCUUACGUUCAGAAGUUGAAGGGCAAUAAAAUUAAUACUCAACUCAUGUAAACUUUAUCAAUUCAACUUAUAUACAAUAUUGACUGAAAUUAGUAUUAUUGACUCUGUGACUGUAACUUUUGCAAGAAACACUGAUGGUGAAUAAAAGCUGUAAGGUUUUGGUGUUGCCGGUGGUGGAAUGGGUAAAAACGUAUGCCCUUAUUCGUAUCAUAGAGACUUUGUGACAACGAAAGUUCUUUGCUCGGAGACACAGUAUGGAGGAGGACUACGACUCGGAGGAUUUUGAAGACGAGGAGGUAGAGAAAGAAAAUGAGCUUGUUGGGAACAAUGCUGAAGAGAGGAAUUGGAAGGGGAUUGGGAUAGCCCUACUUGUGAUUCUUAUUGUCUGUUCAUUGGUUGUUACGGCUGUUAUCCUAGUCACUCCAACCUCAGACGAUGUCAAAGUGGGCGAGAAGUUUAGGUACCAGGAUGUAUUUGACGCCGAAUUUCAACCAAAAUCAUUUUCUUCCAAAUGGAUAGACAAGGAAACGUUAGUGUACAGGAAUGGCCAGGGUGCAUUGGUGGCGCUCAACGUGGCCACAAACUCAUCCUACGAACUCAUGGAUAACACUACAUUUAGGCAGCUCGACACGGAUAUUUACUCAGUGUCUGCCGACCUCCAAUUCGUAUUAGUUGCACAUAAUGUAAAAAAGGUGAACAGACACACAAAAGAGUCUUUGUAUAAAAUAUAUGACCGAUCAAACGGGAAGUUACUUACGUUACCGUUAGACAAGUCAAGUGUGAAUACUCCAUUACAGUAUGCAAGCUGGGCACCAACAGGUCGUAGCUUAGUGUAUAUAGAAAAAAAUAACAUUUUCUACCAAGUAGAUCCUUACAAGUCAGCCAAUCAGUUAACGUUUACUGGAGAAGAGGGUGUGAUAAGUAACGGUGUGCCUGAUUGGCUGUAUGAAGAGGAGAUCCUUUUGUCCGACCACGCUCUCUGGUGGUCACCUCAGGGUAACCUUAUUUGCUAUGCAACUUUCAAUGAUUCCAAAGUACCCAAAUAUAAAUAUCCUUACUACGGAGACACCAAGGACCCGGUGGGAGGCGCCUUCAAGUCAAUCAAUUAUCCAAAGGCAGGGUACAUCGGCCCAGAUGGUUCCCCAGCUGUCAACCCUACUGUGACCUUACAUGUGGUGAAUGUGGCACCAAGGUCAGACAACACUGGGGCAGAGUUACAACCUCCUGAGGUGAUUACAAAAACCGGGGACUACUACCUGACAGCGGUGUCAUGGAAGGACAGCACGCGGCUGGCAGUGAUUUGGAUGAAUCGUGCCUGGAACAUGUCUGUUAUAUCUAUAUGUAACGCUGGCAAUAGGAAUUGUAUGGUCAACCAUAGAGAAAUGGUCAAAGAUAAAAAGGGAUGGGUUAAAUUGUCGCCGCCCCCUUUCUUCACCCCAAGCGGAGACAAAUACUUUAUGGUACUUCCGGAGCGAGAUGGUUCCAAUGGCGAUUAUGAUCAUGUUGCCAUGGUAACAGCUACAAGCAAUGACGAGGGUCAUAGAACAUACUUAUCAUCAGGUCUGUGGGACGUAACAGAAAUCGUGGGUUACGAUCCAGAAAAGGAAUAUGUGUAUUUCAUUGGUACAAAUGGCGACCCAAGAAAGCGCCACCUUAUGAGUGUGGGCACACCUACAUCUGACCGGCCACGCAUCAUGACGUGCAUGACAUGCAACCAGACGGUUGGUUGUGAAUAUGUGUCGGCCUCGUUUAGUCCUGAUGCCAAGUAUUACGUUUUGCACUGCCUUGGACCAGAUGUGCCUUCAUAUGUCGUCAAAAACACCAAAAACUCGGAUGAGUACGUCGUGGAGGAUAAUGCGGGGCCAAGAGCGAAGUUGGAUACGAUGGCAACACCGAAGAUCGAGUACCACCAAAUAAAAAUAGGGAGUGGCUAUACCGCCUGGUUGAAGUUGGCCAUUCCACCAGAUCUCAACAAGGCUCAUGUCAGGAAAUAUCCUACUAUUCUAUUCAUGUACAAUGGUCCAGAAUCACAAAAAUGUAACGACCGCUUCAUGCUAGACUGGGCAACGUACUUGUCCGCAUCCCAAGGUGUGAUCUACGGUGUCAUGGACGGCCGAGGUACUGGGUACAGGGGCAGUCGAUUCCUGCACGAGAUCCACAAGAAGUUUGGUACAGUCGAGGUGGACGAUCAAAUCAAAGCGGUGGAGUACCUGAGGACGCUUUCUUAUGUCGACAAGUACAAUAUCGGCAUAUGGGGACCGUCGUAUGGAGGGUUUGUUGCUGCUCACAUUGCAAGAAGAGGGACGGGGAUGGUGAAAUGUGCCAUGGCUGUUGCUCCUGUGACAGAUUUCAGAUAUUAUGAUACGGCAUAUACGGAGAAAUACAUGGGCGUUCCCACAAGGGAGGACAACUACAUUGGAUAUGACAACGCUAACCUUAAUAAAAAAGAAGAGGCAGAAGGAUUUAAAAAGACGAGGUUGUUACUCGUACAUGGAACUGGUGAUGAUAACGUCCAUUUUGAAAACUCGGCUCACCUUAUAAAAACAUUGACAGCAGCUGGGGCUGAUUUCCAAACUCAAAUCUACCCUGACGAGCGUCACUCGUUUUACGAUGAGCCAGCAAAAACACAUUUAUACCGAACAAUGACCAAUUUUAUGAUGGACUGUUUCAACAGUACGAAAGUCGACUGGAUUGAGACAGUCGAUAAAAGUAAAAAGCGGAAAAAAAGUAAACAGGAGGGAGAGGAGGGGCAACUGAAACAAUACAUUAAGAAAAAGCCGCCGAACCUGUCGUUUCAACUCGGCUCAUUGAAGGAGGCCAACCCAUGAUCCAUGGCCUAGGAAGCCUAAGACAACGGCAGUGCCUUGAGAGAAUCAGGUAAAAUGUGGCAGCAAGGUGGCCGGCAGACUGGAAAGAAAACAUCAAUUGGAAUGGAUUAAGGAUGGCUAGCGUGCAAAGUAUCUGGUUUUCAGCGGAGUUAGAAGUCUUGGGAGGUUGUUAAAUCACCCUAUUCCUCGUUGAACGAAUAACUAACCGUAUGGGCCUAUGCUGGCUAUGAAAAAGCAACCCUGGAAAGAAAACAGACUCUUCUAAACCAGGAUGCAUUUGACCUUUGAGAUUGCCACAAGCCACCUUCUGAAGAAAGUGUGAACUACUCAGAGUAACUACAUUCAGGAAAGCAAAUGCUUAUCCAACCAGUGGAGACAUUUGGUUCACAUUGAACCAGUGCUGAGAUGGACAGUGCCAUCUUUUGGCCUCAAGCAGGUGAAUGAGUGGUCUCACGACAGAUGAAAUGCGGCAUUAAGCCUACAAGAUGGAAAGAAAAAAGACGUGCCUCCGGAAAAUGGUUGUGGGUAGUAUCUAUGGAGACCACUUCAUGAGCAAAAUCAAAAUUGAUGACUUCAGUCGACUGGAGAGAUUAUUCACCAUUUUGGGUUGCAAGGGGUACUGUAAUGCAUUGGGUUUGCAUUGUAGCUGCAGUCAAAUGAGUUGUCAUGGUUACGCAUAUGGUCUAGUUGCUAUGGUAACGACAACAUAUACUGUUUUAUGUGGCCAUGGCAACUGCAAUGAAUUAGGUUGCCAUAAAAGCAGAUAUGCACUCCUGCUGUGGGUGGCUGCAGCUUAUUGGGAUCGUAUACUAGUAUAUUAUGUAGUUGGUAACCAUGGCAACUACAAAUGGCAACUGCAAAGUAGCUUAAAAGAUGAGUGCAGGAGUUAUUAUUUUCUAGAUAUUGAACAAUAUUGAAUUCGUGCAGAUUUGUUCUUGGAACUCAAGAAACCAUCAUUUAAGUUUGAAAUACACAAAUAGAUACACUAAACAUAUGUUUCAUUUUAAUUCCAACUUUGUCUAUAAAAAGUGGAAAUGAACAGAUCUCCUUACUGUUUCGUGCUUUAGCAACACGGGGUAGAGGUUCUCAUAGUACAUCAUGCAGUGCAUUAAUGUACUGCUCACUGAAGAGCCACAUGGAUGAGUCAUCCCAAGCCGACUGGUUCAGAUUCUUCCUCUUUGACUGCUAAGUGUAGAAUCGUCGUACUGACGUGUAGUGAUAUUAUUUAUAAAGGUCUAUAACAUAAAAAUUACCGCAAAUUGUCUAUAUGCAAUCACUUCAUGGAUAUUGACUGCGAUAUUUUCAUGAUUGCUAAUAAUCAAUUGAUUCCAGAGCUCAAAGAUCAUGAACAUCAAAGCAGUUGGAAUUCCUUGAUAAUGGCAGUCUUAAUUUUUCUGAGCCACACGAAAAUUCAGCAGACACGAACGGUACCGGCCUAUGACACAUACUCGUACAUUACUGUGAUAAUUGCCUGGCCGGUGAUGAUGCGAUUAAAAUUAAAUCGAAAAUGUUAUAUAUGAGGUGUGUGCCAAGGUCAGCUGUAUAUCACAAAAUUCUAGCUCUUUCCAAAAUGCUCAUAUCUGCGGCGUAAAUAGAGUGACUACUAUUGAAUGCUGCUCUUGGUGUUGCUACAGUGGGUCUCGGAAAACAAUCAUCAGUUACCCAGACUGUACAUCAGUUACACAGACUGUACAUCAGUUACACAGACUGUACAUCAGUUACACAGACUGUACAAAUUUUGCGUUAUGCCCUGUGAUGUAUAAACGUAUGGGGCAGUAGUAAUCCUAGUCACUUAAUGAUAAACCCACCAUAAAACGUGCUUUGUUAUUAUUAUUAUCGAUUACUCAAUUCGUUUUUGUGAUAGUGCACAUUUUAAUCUUUGACAAACAGUUGUUGAUUUCACAGAGUGACCAAUCUGAAAUUUCCCAAUUUGAGGUCGUGAUGAUGGUUUGAUUUCUCACUUAUAUUUACACGUCCAAACAUCGUCAUGAAUAUAUUCACAGUCAUUACUACUAUAAUGACGACUUAUCAGCAAUGUGAUUCAAUGCGUAAUCAAUUUAAUCAAGAUUUCCAAAUUAUUUACAGACAAAAAUUGGAACAUUAGCAGAUAGAUCACUUUGUAAAAUCAGCCACGAGUUAUCAUUUGGUGGUGUUGUGCCUUGGGGAGACAACCAAUAGUCUAUUUCACGAGAAAUGACAUUCGGAUUUUGAUGAUUUCGCUCAGAAAAUGCAACAUGUGAAAAAACUUAAACUUCUUUCUUCAAAGUAUAUGUAAAUACUUAUUUUUCCAGAACCAGAGAAAGCAGGACUAAGGGGCCACUUUAAGUGAGAUACUGACAACUUGCCCUAGCUGUUCUGGCUUUGUGCGGGCAGUGGCAUUUUUCAUGAAAUAGAGUGUAGUUAGAAUUGUCUAAUCCAAGGUUGUGCAUUGUGAGUGGCCUAUGCAUUACGUCUUUUAUAAUAAUAACGAAAUAUCAACAAAGACUUACUACAGGGUGUUGUAGAAAAAGUUAACAGUCUCGUUUGUAAAUAGUCCAAAGCUUGAUUUCAGGCUAUUAACUUAUUAGCUGGGCAUUGCAGCUGCCUCACUUAUCACUAUUAUAAAUAAGUCACAUAUUGCACUGCCAUUAAUGGCUUUCGUUAUGUAAAUGCACUUGAUUGUCUAAAGUUUUUUAACUCUUCAUCUCUCUGUGUAUAUACUAGUAGUACAUACAGCUUGAUUACGUAAGGUAAUACGUGUACAUUUUCUUUCUACCAAUAUGAUGCUCCCCUGUGUUAAUAGGAAAUGGAUUUUUUUUAAACCUUUAAUAUGAAUUUUUUUUUAACAGCCCAGCAAAUCGUGACGAAAUGAGAGUGAUAUUGUAUAAAAAUAGUUCGCAUGGUUUUAAGUAUUAAAGCAGGAGUUCGUUCGUUUACAUUGUUUAAAUGUUUAGAAAUAAAAUGUCGAAGUACAGUCAAAUGACAGCGAUGAAACUUGGGAUUUAUAAUCUGUGUGUUUUAUGUCAUACAAAACGGAAAAGAUGAAAUUGCAUUCAUUGCGGACUGACAUACUGAUUACAUAUCUCAAACUCAAUCUAAAAUUGUGAACGAACGAACCUGGUCUGCAAGUAGGUAGUUCCGGAGUGUACCGCCAGGGGCAAGUGUCGACGUGAAGUCACGAGGGCUAUCGCCAGCUAUUGUAUUAUGUGCUGUUUGGACGAUAGUAAGAUUGAGUUGACCAAGCAAUAGUUCUAUCUGACCAGUCAGACCGUUCUCAUUAGCUGCAGAUCAGUCAUGCUGUGACCAUGACGCCGAAGGGACAAUAUCACAUGUCAGCAGCACUGGCGUGUACAUUUGGGUCAACACUAGCAUUUUCAUAUCGUUAGAAAUAAUGUAUCUGAUUGGCCGAUAAACUCACCAAUCAGGGUGCUCGUUACUGAGAUUUGUCACACCGAUCUUGUCAUGAUAUCUUCCCGUGAUUGCCUACAGGUUCAUUGAAUAUUUAUUGAGACGAAAAAUCUUAAAGGGCAGUUGCAUUCGUGUGAUGUCUACAUCUUUGCACUGGGAAAGCUGGUACACUCUUUUCAAUACGUGUUGUACGCUCUAACUAGAUGUGAGUGAUGGAUUCACCACGGGUGUCGCCUGUGAUAAGUGGUGUCCGAUGCGUUUUCAGCGGCGACUAUGAAAACAAAUUCACGGGCGUACCUGGCCUUUAAGUAGCCUACAUGUUACAUAAUGAUCAUUGUAAAUAGUGUGUUUUUUCAUAUGAUGUUGGAAUUUUUUCUUCAUCUUUUGUGAUGUAAAGAAAGGCUCUUUGUAAAUAUGAUAGGACUCUUUUUCUCUUCUGCAAUUGUGUGUGUGCAAUUUUUCUAAUACUCUACUGAAGAUGUACAUAGUUUUUUUUUCUACAAUAUUAUCAUGUAUACAAAAUGCACUACCAGUUGUGUAGUUUUCAACCAUUUCAAUUUUAAUAUCAAUGUAUUGCCGUCUGUCUUUAAAGUUAGCAGUUCGUCUUGUUAUGAAACUUUGCAGCUCAUCUUGUUGAUUCAGUCAGGUAAAAGAUAUACCAGUGCCGUUCUUACUAGGUUUAGGGUAUUUCGUAAUGCUGUAAGGUUUGCAUUAAAGAUCUCUGGGAAUUUAGUGAUAUUUCCAAUUUCAGAUCAUAGAAACAUUUGGUCAAGAUUUAGUGAAUUUUCACACGGUUUGGUCUGUAGAACUACAUUUUCCAAAAAUGGGCAUCCCGGUCAAAAAUGGCCAAUCAGAAAGACUCCACUCAAUCAUGGCUAUGCUUUCUGCCCCGAACAAGCAUGAUAGAUGCUUCCUGUUUGGUCAGUAUGGUAAAAAUUGCUGUUUUGAAAUGUGACCCCAAAGUGCUCCUUUGAAAUCUGACCCAAGAGUGGGGAACGGAGCCACCAUUACGAUGGCUGAGUGUGCAAGUAAUUUGUCUGGUUAUCACCAGUCAACCACGGGGAAGCACGUAGCUGAAUAGCUGACUCGCUCUCAGCAGAGCUGGUGCGGACAAAAGCCCUGCCCCAUGCGUGCAAUCAAGGCUGGAAUGCGGUCUGCAUGUCAGUUGUCCGAUGUAGAUUGAAUUGUUACAAUUAUGAAUUUGAUUGGUAACAGUUAAACCGGCAAUCAGUCAUUGAUCAGACAUAAAUAUUAAUGCAAACUAUCGUGACGGUGGGAUUUCUUCCUCUAUGAAUAGGCUCUCUUUUCUUUUCUUGACUUGUGGUAAUAAAGUGUCAUUUCAAUAAA